UUGGCUGUCUGGACUGCACUGGACUGAGCGACUGCAGAGCAGUUAACCUAGGCUGAACUCUGGUGGUUUCCCUACCCCCUGAAGAUGUAUGGCCUGUAUCUGGAAGCGGUGAAUGAUUACAUCAAUGAGUCGUAUGGGGAGGAUGUCUGGAGACUGAUCGAGGCCCGUGCAGAGAUACCCCACCUCAAGUUUGUCCGUCACCAGAUGUACAAUGACAAUCUUAUCCUUCGCUUGGCAAAAGCAGCUGGGGAGGUGUUGGGCAAGACACACGACGAGUUGAUGUACGCCUUCGGGGUCUACAUGGUCAAGAGGAUAGGAAAUUACGGCUAUGAACGGAUUUUGAAGGUGCUUGGCCGGAAUGUGCGAGACUUCAUCAACGAGCUGGACAACCUGCACGAGUACUUCCGCUUCUCCUUCCCCAAAGUCCAGCCGCCCAGCUUCUGUGUGGAGGAGGAGUGCGAGACCAGCCUGACGCUCCACUACCGGAGCACCAGGAAAGGCUUCACUCAGUUCGUCAAAGGGCAACUCUCCCAAGUGGGCCGGCAGUUCUACAAUACAGACAUUGAAGUGGAGAUCCUGUCCAAGGAGGAGACAGAGAAAAUGACAUAUGUGGUGUACAAGAUGAACUUUGACAACGCUGCCUUCAAGCAUCGCAUGCCCCAGCAGAAGACGGCCCCGGGCUACGAGAAGCUGCCCAUGAAGAGGGGCAUCUUCUUCGACAUGUUCCCCUUCAGCGUCAUAUUCCGCCGCGACAUGACCAUGUACCGCAUCGGCGACGGCCUCAAGGAGGUCUUCUCCGACCUGCAGGGCAAGAAGGUCGACGAGGAGUUCACCCUGAUUCGGCCUAUGCUCGAAUUCAGCUGGGAAAAUAUCUACACCCACCUGAACAAUGUCUUUGAGCUGUUGUCCAGAGCUGUAGUGGAGAGCAAGCAGAAGGUGAACAUCCCCAAACUCAGCAAAGAGGAGCCUGAGGAGAAAGAGGAAUGCGAGAAACCAAAGAAAGAGAAGCGGGAGAUUAAAGUCCUGGAGGAGAUGAAGGGGCCGGACCAGGAGUACAGCAGUGCUCUCACUCAGUACAACAGCUCUGCCAACUCUGGAGGAGAGGACAUAGAGCUGCUUGCCUUCCAGACGGUGACUGGGAAAUGCAGUGAGACCAUAUUCGAGGACAUGCGGGAGCCGCCGAAGAAGCCGCUCCACCUGAAGGGCCAGAUGAAGUAUGUUCCUCAGUGGGACUCCCUCAUCUUCCUGGGGACGCCCAUUAUCGAGACUGUGGAGGACAUGAUUAAAAUGGGGGUUUAUGUAAACGACCUGAACCUGCACGACUCAAGCAGAGAGCUCAUUCUAGCUGGAACACAGCAAUCGGCCGAGCUUCAGCUGGCUUUGGACCAGGAACAACAGAAGUAUGCCCAGCUCCAAGAGAUCAUUAAGAAGCUGGAUGAGGAGAAGAAGAGAGGUGACUCCCUCCUGUACGCCAUGAUCCCUAAAGCAGUGGCAGACCGGCUCCGCAAAGGCAUCACCGCUCUAGAGACCUGUCAGGUAUUUCCUGAUGUCACCAUCCUGUUCAGUGAUGUGGUAAAGUUCAACGAAAUUUGCAUUCACAUCACACCCAUGCAAGUGGUGGACAUGCUGAACGAGAUCUACAUCGUCUUUGACACCCUCAGCGAGAAGCACAACGUCUACAAGGUGGAAACCAUCAGGGAUGCCUACAUGGUGGUCGCAGGCGUCCCCAAUAAAACCACAUUCCAUGCCCACCACAUCUGUGACAUGGCUCUAGACAUGCUGAGCUCCAUUGACCACCUUAAGGAUCCCUCCACCGGGGACAAUAUCCAGAUCCGAGUUGGUAUCCAUUCUGGGAUGGUGGUGGCAGGCGUGGUGGGUUUAAAGAUGCCACGCUACUGUUUGUUUGGUGACACAGUGAACACAGCAUCUCGCAUGGAAAGCAAUGGAGUGGGCAUGCAAAUCCACAUUAGUCAGACGACAAAGGAUCACCUGGAACAUGAACCAUACAUUAUUGAAGAGAGAGGCAAGAUUUUUGUGAAGGGGAAGGGCUACAUGAAGACGUACUGGCUGAAGGGGAAGAAAGACCUCUCCUUUAAGACUCCGGCUGAACUGAGGUACAGCGUCGAGCCGAAAGAGUCGGAGGACCUCAGCUCCAACGGCUCCACCUGCACUAACACCAAACGCUCCCACUCCAAUUUGAACAUCCCCAAUCAGGAGCAGGCCGAGGGCAAGGCGAGCCCGACUGAGCUGCCGCCCGACCCACUCCCACCGCCGGAGGGCAGCACGGAGGCCAGCAUGGUUGCCACGGAGGCCCAGGACAAAGAGAAGGUCAAAAUGACUAAAAACGACAAAGGUGUAAAGGCGGAAAACAACUCUGGCAAUGCACAAGAGGGUGCGCCACCUAGUGGUGGCCAGGAGAAUGCGGGGGGCCUGGUGCUCAAUAACAAGAAGCAUAGCUUGAGGCAACAGUAUAGGCGGUUACCAGCUAACCUCCCCAUGCGCAGCACAUCCUGCAGGCUCCUCUAAGAAGAUAAGAGAGAUAAAGAGAGAGAAAUGGAGAGAGAGAGGAGAUAGACAUCUGAGUCCAUAAAAUGGCCCUUAUCUUUCAUUUCACAUGCAUAGGUUCCAGUGUUCUCAUGCAGGUGUGCUCAAUCUGAUUCAGUCAGAUAGAAUCUGCAUGAGAUAUAGUCUCAGGGAUGUUAGCCUUUGCUAGUCUCACCAUCAACAAUGAAGAAGAAUCAAGUGGUUAUAGAAACAUUUCAUAAAAGUGCAGUUAAAUAUGUAUAAGCAUAUACAGACAAAACUGCAACAAGCAACAGUGACAGUUAAGAGAAAGUUGAUUGUUCUUAAGGUGAAUUUAUAGUCCAUGCUACAAGUAUCACUCAGAAAAAAACUAACUGGCUCAGAGUAUUCUAUGACAACUCAGCUACCUAGCUUAUUAACAUUAGUUCACUAGUUCAAGUCGUAAAGACAACGGAUGACAGGCAGAAAAAUACUGAACGGCACAUUUUUUACUCUUUAAACUUGAGAUCCUAUCAACAUUGAAGUAAAAUCUCCCCAAUCAUCAAUUAAGUCAACGUUUCAUCAGAUAUGAACUUUACACGUAACACUACCUGCUAACUAGGAUGCUAAAAACAUUAACUAGCCAGAUGGUCGUAUCGAUGUAAACAAGGCAAAACAUCCAUCAAAGCUCUUUUCAUCCAAUCAGAGUGAGGAACAAAAGCUUUCAACUUCUGUGCCCUUUUAGAUGUACACAACUAAGUCUGCAACUACCUAGCGGACACAAGUUGUCCCUAGUUGUCUCUGUUACGUCAUUUUUUGUUGAGUGAAACUUGUCAACUGGACUAUACAUUGCCCUUUAUACAGAAGGUCAACAUUGUUACUGAAAUAUAUCAACAGUCUGACGAAAAGAAAUAAUUUACAUUAUUAUUACCAUUAUUACUUAUUAUUAUUAUUAUAAAUCGUAAACCUGGGAGAGCUGCUAUCACCGACAGGCUGCUGCUGUUUAGGGAUGGGGUGGUGCUUUAUUUGUUUUGUUUUGUUUUUCAUUUAAGAUAAAAAUCCAUAUUUACUCUAUUCAUUCCUCUCCUUGGUGUAUGUCUGGCAGGGAUUAAAAAGUGACGUAAACAUGUCAACUUAUGUUUGUAAUAAAGUUUUAAAUAAUUUC
Molecule: messenger RNA, 3667 nt
Organism: Clupea harengus (Atlantic herring)
Lineage: Eukaryota; Metazoa; Chordata; Actinopteri; Clupeiformes; Clupeidae
Product: soluble guanylate cyclase 88E-like
Biological process (GO): nitric oxide-cGMP-mediated signaling; response to oxygen levels; cGMP biosynthetic process
Cellular component (GO): guanylate cyclase complex, soluble
Molecular function (GO): heme binding; guanylate cyclase activity
Source: RefSeq, a predicted model, not a curated record